This is a messenger RNA of Diachasmimorpha longicaudata, 2055 nucleotides long. RefSeq names its product lysine--tRNA ligase (gene LysRS). Bases 164 to 1996 code for a protein of 610 amino acids. The record is from RefSeq and is a predicted model, not a curated record. Gene Ontology annotation, cellular component: mitochondrion; aminoacyl-tRNA synthetase multienzyme complex; cytosol. Gene Ontology annotation, molecular function: tRNA binding; lysine-tRNA ligase activity; ATP binding. The transcript has 6 exons. Lineage: Eukaryota; Metazoa; Arthropoda; Insecta; Hymenoptera; Braconidae. Gene Ontology annotation, biological process: lysyl-tRNA aminoacylation.
UUCUUCGUGUUUUCAACUCGACAGAUUCUUUCCUCAAAAUAGUAUAUCAGCAUGGCAGAUCCGGCAGGUGAAAAAUUGUCGAAAAAAGCUCUUUAGAUUCGAAUGAAGUCAAAAUCGAUGGAUUUUCUCGAGGGAAAGUGCAACAAUUGAGUUGACGUUAAGAAUGUUACGACGCAUAACCAAACAUCUGGCUUGCACCCUGGCACCGGCAUUUCCGAAUUCGUGUGUGAACACUGAAUAUCUAAAAUUGCGUCAUAUCUCGGUGGGUGGAUCUGCAUUCAAUGAGCUGAAACGAAAGCUCAAAGCCGAGCAGAAGCUAAAGGAGAAAGCGGAGAAAGAGGCGAAAGCUACUGUGGAGGAGGCCAAUGCGAAAAGUCAUAAGAAAGAUAAUCUGAAUGACGCUGACAUCAGUCCGAACGAGUAUUUUAAACUCCGUUCCCACGAGAUAAAUCAGCUGAAGGACUCGAACGAGCCUCCUUAUCCCCACAAAUUCCACGUAUCCUCAUCCCUGGAGGAUUUCAUCGAAAAGUUCUCGGAGAAAGUAAAAGAGGGAGAAAUUCUUCAAGAUGAGGUCGUCAGUAUUGCUGGGCGGAUCCACUCGAUCCGACGGGCAGGUGCUAAACUCAUCUUCUACGACCUCAGAGGGGAGGGCCUCAAGGUCCAGAUAAUGGCAAAUGCCAAGCAUUAUGAGAACGAAGCCAGUUUCCUGUCUGACAAUGAGAAAAUCGGUCGUGGGGAUGUUGUGGGAGUCCUUGGAGUCCCAACAAAAACAAAACUGGGAGAAUUCUCAAUUCUUCCACGUAAGAUAACUCUGUUGAGUCCCUGCCUACAUCAACUACCUCAUCUGCAUUUUGGCCUCAAGGACAAGGAGACGAGAUUCCGCCAGAGAUAUCUAGAUCUCAUUUUAAAUAAUGCAGUUCGGCAGAAAUUCCACGUGAGAGCGAAAAUCAUUGCUCAUGUUAGAAAAUUCCUGGACGAUAUAGGAUUUCUGGAGGUUGAGACUCCCAUGAUGAAUAUGAUUGCUGGUGGAGCCACUGCCAAGCCCUUCGUCACGCAUCAUAACGACUUGAAUAUGGAUCUGUUCAUGAGAAUCGCACCUGAAUUGUAUCUGAAGAUGCUAAUAGUCGGAGGUAUCGACAGAGUAUACGAGAUCGGUCGUCAAUUCAGAAACGAGGGAAUAGACAUGACCCAUAAUCCCGAAUUCACAACCUGUGAAUUUUACAUGGCAUAUGCUGACUACAACGACCUCAUGAAAAUCACCGAGGACAUGAUAUCAGGAAUGGUAAAGAGUAUUCACGGUGGUUACAAGAUUCAUUACCACCCAAAUGGUCCAGAGGGUGAGACAGUGGAGAUUGAUUUUACACCUCCAUUCAAACGAGUCUCUAUGAUAAAAACUCUUGAAGAGAAGUUGAAAGUCAAGUUCCCAGAGGCCGACAAAUUAAACACAAAAGAGGCCAAUCAAUUCCUGAGUGAUUUGUGUGUGAAGCAUGAGGUGGACUGUCCUGCACCUAGGACAACCGCCAGAUUGCUCGACAAACUUGUUGGUGACUUCAUCGAGGAGACCUGCGUCAAUCCUACCUUCAUCAUGGACCAUCCCCAGAUCAUGUCUCCACUCGCAAAGUGGCAUAGGUCAGAGAAGGGCCUUACUGAGAGGUUCGAGCUGUUUGUUAUGAAGAAGGAGAUCUGCAAUGCUUAUACGGAGUUGAAUGAUCCUGUGGUACAGCGAGACAGAUUCGAGCAACAAGCUAAAGACAAAGCAGCAGGCGACGACGAGGCUCAAUUAGUCGACGAAAACUUCUGUACAGCUCUGGAAUACGGUCUUCCACCUACGGCUGGCUGGGGUCUAGGAAUUGACAGACUCGCAAUGUUCCUCACUGACUCCAACAAUAUUAAGGAAGUAUUAUUCUUCCCGGCUAUGAAGCCAGAUGAUCCCAACAAGAACAAGGAGGCUAAUGACGGGGAAAAGAACCCUGAUGACAUCACAGCUGAGAAGUGAGGGGAAUUAUUUACGAAAGAAUGUGUUUUCAUUCAACAAUAAAAUUUUGUGAGAUUGGA